This is a messenger RNA of Pseudoliparis swirei, 6692 nucleotides long. It is a transcript of the gene camsap3, whose product is annotated as calmodulin regulated spectrin-associated protein family, member 3. Gene Ontology annotation, biological process: cytoplasmic microtubule organization; negative regulation of microtubule depolymerization; neuron projection development. The coding region runs from base 332 to 4585 and encodes 1417 amino acids. Gene Ontology annotation, cellular component: microtubule minus-end. NCBI's taxonomy places the organism in Eukaryota, Metazoa, Chordata, Actinopteri, Perciformes, Liparidae. Gene Ontology annotation, molecular function: calmodulin binding; microtubule minus-end binding; spectrin binding. The transcript is spliced from 17 exons. The record is from RefSeq and is a predicted model, not a curated record.
AGUACACAGCAAUGCGGACGAAGAAGGGCACAAACGAGGGGAAUAGUCUGUUUUUCUCCAACAUCCCGGCGGAUCGGGGUUUUCUCGGUCGUGAGGAAUAAUUUACCAGGGAUUACGCCCACGAAACCGCACAGGAAAGGACAUCAAUUGGCUUGGAAGCAGCUCCGCGGCGCAUAUUUUCCCGACAAAACCUUAACCGCACAUUUGUAUUCCCAGCCCCAGACGUGUGGAAUAGCAAAAAAAUAAUAAUGAUUGCUUGAAUAUUCUUGUACUAGUCGCGUUUUUGUGUGUGUUGCCAGCACCGCUUCACGUGUUUUUGCGCAGACUCGCGAUGGUGGACUCCGCUACCGUGAGGAAGACUUUUGUGGUCCCAGACAUAAAGCCGUUGGAUUUGUAUGACUGUACUAAAGCAAAAAUAUGCGCAAGUGUCGGAUGGCUGUUUGCAAAGUCCUACGGCAGUGCAGAGAGUGUCCCUGCAGAGCUGCGUGACCCAUUCUACUGUGACCAGUAUGAGCAGGAGCACCUUAAACCGCCAGUCACGCGCCUCCUGCAGUCCUCGGAGCUCUACUGCCGGACGUACAGCCCGUUGCUGGGGGGCGCCGGCGUCGAGGCACAGCCCAAAGACAACGUCGCCCUGCUGCAGCUCCUCGCUCAGAGAGGGGUAGCCCCCAAAGACCAGCAGACACCGGUGACCGAAGCUGACCUCCGACACAAACCCAUCAAAAUGAGUGCUCACCUGGCAAUGAUGGACGUCUUGAUGGCCAUGGGAGCUAUGGAGACGGUGACUGCGGUGAGGACGCGUGGUUCUGCCGAGCUACUGGGCGGAGCCUCCAGCUGGGAGGAUGCUCUGCUUCAUUGGGUUAAUGGGUUAAACCAGAAGUUAAGAGAAUGUACUGAAGGAGCCCAGAAUGACCCGUCUCAGGCCCUUGCAGAGCCCCAACCUGUUCAACCCUCUCUCCGCUACAGGAAGGAUAAAAUGCGGUCGAAACAAAAGCCCAUCUUUCCAGUGGUGAAUGGCGUUAAAGACCUCUCCAGUGGUUGUGCUGUUGCUGCAGUCAUACAUUACUAUUGCCCUGGCCUGCUAAGACUUGAAGAUGUUUGCAUGAAGGAGGCCAUGUCUGUAGCAGACAGCCUGUACAACCUGCAGUUCAUCCGUGAAUUCUGUGACAGCUGUCUGAAGAGCUGCUGUCACUUGGCACUGGAGGACAUGCUAUACACCCCACAGGAGCUGCAGCCCAAUCUGCUGAGCUUCCUAGCAGAACUGCUUAGCUGGUUUGAAGUACAAAAGCCAGACUUUGUUCAACCAAUUGACCCAUUGGAUGGAUCGCCACCAGCAAAGCCAAGCAGCUUGAGUGGUAGCAGUACCUCCCCUUCUAUCUUCAAGAAGCCUUUCCUACCCAUCUCCUCUCCUGCAUCAGGAUCUUUGACUCAGUCUACCUCAAUGUCUCAUAUAGAAGGAGUUGGAAAGACAUGGAGCAAAAAACCUCACAGCCGCCCCUUGUCGGCGGUAUCCUUCAGCAUUCCUUUUGGCCUGGACAGUGAUGUGGACGUCGUGAUGGGCAACCCUGUGAUAACCCGCUCUGUGAGCUCAGACCAACUCAACCCAGCAGGCCAAAAUAUGACCCGGGUGCCCUACAGCCCUCCUGAAGACCUCAGCCAUUUGCUCAGCAAACCCCCCGGCUCCAACGGGCCGCAAAGAGCUUAUUGGGCUACCCAGACUGCUAGUAUUCCAAGGUUGGCAGAGCAGAACGGCCUUGUGGAGAGUGAAACGGGAGAGCUGCCUACCAUUGAAGAGGCUCUCCAAAUUAUCCACAACGACAGCAAGCUGGAGCCUCGUUUACACCCUGAUGGUGCUCCUGAUGGCUUCUACCUCCACUCCCCCGAUGACCCUGUUAGUUCCAGAUAUAGCAACUUAGACCCCAUCAGCUGCUCUGCCCCUACACGCUCAGGAAUGACGUACCGGCCCACGGGACGGUCCAAGGAGCCUGCCUCUGAACGUUCUCGAGAUGAUGACUCUGUCUUGAGAGAUGGCAGUGUCGACUCUGAUGCGUCGGAAGACCUGCCCAAAGCCCAGUCCACUCCAACCACACCAGCUGCUGGUUCACCCUCUGCCCGAGGCCGUGGCAAAGAGGGCUCUGAUAGUGGUGUGAAGAUGACUAACUUUGCAGAACGCAAAAAGAAACAGAUUGUUGAUUCUCCGAAAGCCAGCGACCCCUCUUCCGCUUCGCCAUCUUCUCAGUUGAUCACAUGGGCGCAAAAGUCUGAAGAAAGCCCCGGCAGGAGCCCUCAACUCAACAAUGAGAUGUCGGAGCUGGGAACUCGGCUUGAAGAAAAGCGCAAGGCCAUUGAAGCCCAGAAGAAACGCAUUGAGGCCAUUUUUGCAAAGCACCGACAAAGACUGGGGAAGACUGCCCUUUUGCAGUUAAAGAAGGAGCAAUGUGAGGGAGAAGGAGGGGAUGGCCAGAUAAGCACCUCAUCGCCCGAAGAAGCGCUCUCUCGCUUGACACUUGAAGAAAGGCUGACUCGAAUGGAAGAGGAAGAGCAGCAAGAACAAAAUAAACAGCGCACCUCAGUGGAGGAUGACGGUAAUGUCAAAGUAGGCCGGCCGCUCAAUAAACAGGUCAGUCACACCAAAGAAAAGGCGGGUACACCGGGAGAGAAGGGCUCUGGGCCUCAUGGUGAGAAAGUGGCAGCGCCACUCGGGGACUAUAACAAUGCCGUAUCCAAGCUGACUGCAGCUCUCGGCUCUCUGCAAAGUGACAUGCAGCGGCUGACCGAGCAGCAGAACCAAUUGGUCAAAAAGAAAGCUGCAGGUUCCAGCCCGAGAACCUCGACCCCAGCUGCUUCACGCCUAUCGCGAGAAUACACCCGGGAUUUUAAUUCAGCCUCCUCUUCGCCAUCCCACAGGAUCACAGACCACACCACUCCUCCUAAAUCCCCUAGAGUCCAACGUAGAGCCCAAUCUGUGCCUCCGAAAAGUCCCAAACAACACCAACAGGGCCGUUCCUUCGACGUUAAGGUUCCAGCCAUAUCGAGGGUUAUGAACGCACCUCAAAACGUGGACCGCAUCCCUCACCUUCGUCGUGUCAAUCCUUGGCAAUCCAAAGAUCAGACCUUGUCCUCAUUCUCCCUUGGUGACUCUGACACAUCCGGACCAACUCCUGGUACCAUGCCAACACAGACCCCGAUGCCAACUCCUUCCACUACACCCUGUCCUGAUGACACGAUGUCAGAGGUCGGCUCCAAUGACGAUCAUAGUAUAUUUAGCAUGGACCUGGAGGCGGGGCCCUCCCGUGGUCUGUUGGCAAACGAAGAAAGGCUUGCAGAUGGGGGCUGCAGCUCUGGCGCCCCGUCAGAGUGCUCUUACGAGAGCGAUGUCACCGCAGGGAUGUUGAAUGGCAAACACAGUAGCCUGAUCCAGAUCUCGCUGGCCGCUCUGCAAGGAGAUGGGGAGGACGAUGACCAGGGAGCGGACGCUUUCUCCGACUCGAUGAGUGAACGGCUGGAGCAAGAAGUGAAAGGAGGGGUUGGUUUCUUUUUCAAGGAUGAAAAGAAGCGACCAGAAGAUGAAAUGGCCCAGCGAAGAGCAGCUUUGCUGGAGAAACAGGAGAAGAGAGCAGAAGAGAUGAAAAGACGUAAACUUGAGCAAGAAAAGGAAAAAGAAUCAAACAAACCUCAGUGGAUGAUCAUCGAAGGCUGGAAUAACAAGAGCGAGGACACCCCCCAGACUCCUGGCACCUCUCCGGCAUCACGCACCCCACCAGGCGAGGGGAAUCCUCAUCGCAGAGGAGACUUCACUCGGCUGGAGUAUGAGAGGAGACAUCAGCUGAAAAUCAUGGAAGACUUGGGCAAGGUGCUGAAGCAGAAACCCACCACGGUUCGCGGUGUGAAGAAGCAGAGACCCAAGGCGAUGUUCCGAGAUGACUCCGUCCUCUCUCGUAGCCCUGUGAGGGGUUUCGUGGGCACCAAGGUGUACUCCCGCUCAACCAUGAACCUGUCCUCCAUGGCUAAUGACUCUGGAGGCCUGUCUGUCAGGAAGUCUCCCAGCCGUUCACACUCUCCCUCCAGGCUAAUGUCACCAAGACGAGGGAGUGGUCACAAUGGAGAGAAGGACUGGGAGAAUGGCUCGACUACUUCCUCCCCUGCCUCAAUCCCCGAAUAUACAGGACCAAAGCUGUACAAGGAGCCAAGCUUUAAGUCCAAUAAGUUCAUCAUCCAUAAUGCUAUCACCCGCUGCUGCCUGGCCGGGAAGGUCAAUGAACCACAGAAAAACAAGAUUGUAGAGGAGAUGGAGGCAAGCACGGGCAACCACUUCCUCAUCCUCUUCAGAGAUGCCAGCUGCCAGUUCCGAGCAGUUUACACCAUGAACCCUGAAACCGAGGAGAUGGUACGGCUCACUGGUAAUGGCCCUCGGAUUAUUGUACCUGAGAUGGUUGACUCCAUUUACAAGUACAGCUCUGACCGCAAGCAGUUUACUGCCAUCCCGUCCAAAACUAUGUCCGUGAGUGUCGACGCCUUCACCAUCCCUGGACACUUUUGGCAAAAGCGCCCAGGAACGCCGAAGAAGCUUGGCACCCCAAAAUAAUGUCAGAGAGCUGGGUGAAGAUGGGUAGAAAUGUUACCAUUCAGGGAACCAGCUCCCAGCUUGACUAGCUCCUUUUGUCCUCAAUUCUGUCCAAUGAGGCGUUUGAGAUUCCAGAAUCUGGUCAAGAUUGUGCAGAAUCCAUCUAACUAGCAGUGGCCGGCAUGACUGAUGAGGCUUUUGGCCAGCUCUCAGCCUGGAUCCCGAGAGCACUUCAGUCAACUCCACAUGCCAUGAGAACGGGCCAAUCACUCACUCAUUCAGCCAAUGUACUUACAAUAGUUUCUCUCUUGAGGGCUUCUGAUUGGCUCUGCCUCAUCUACCUAGAUUGUAAAAUGUAAUGUGACUGAUUCUGUUGAGAUGAAGAAUGCUUUUCCUCGCACCCUGCCUCCUCAUGCCUUGCCUUACCCUGCCCCUGGAGUCAUUUUUGCAACUCUUAGGUAAGAAAAAGAGGGGGCAGCUACACUGCCUUUGCCCACACAGUGUUUUGGGCCAGAGUAGUUCCCGCCCCCCUCGAUUCUGCUAGCUUUCUCUUUUUCUGCCUUUUCUUCUUCUUCCAGAGCUCACCUUCUCCCCGGUCUAGUGAGGCAGGUGGCUCAGCUCUCCGUUCUCAUAGGAGAUCUUAGCUGGGAAUGAAUGGCAGGUAAUGCUGCUCUCAUAAGAAUGUAGGGCGCACUCAAACCACUCAUUCCAUUCAAGGGUGUUUUCACUGGAUUAUCAGAGCCAGAAAAAAGAAGGCAUGGCGGGUGGUUCCUCUGUGGGAUGCGCUGGCUACUGUGGUUGUCGUUGGACUCGCACACAUAGAAGCUGCCUGUGCCCCCGUAGUUUGUGCAUUCCAGCUCCUGCAUCUGGAUGUUUUGUUUUUUAAAUACUAUUUUGACAUGUUUUUGCUGGACAAAUUGCUUUCAGCCUUUGAGGGCUGAAAGAAUGAAAUUCAUGUGACUUUUUCCUCUUAAAUUGCUUUCUCAUGUUCACCAUGUAAUGAAUUGAAAUGUUAACUGAGCUGAUCUUGAAUCACAAUACUGGAAACAUGAAGGAGGGCUUUACCAUGUUUAUUAUUUCUCGGAUACAGCUAUGUGUGAAAAUGAUGAUCAAUGCUGAUUUAAUAUAUACUGAAUGCUGAUCACUUUGAUUUUUUGACAAUGAUUUGUAAAAAGUAAGUUGACCUUUUGUAAGCUAUGAAUAAGCUAGCCUGCUGCUUAAGCAUUAGUGAGAUGUAUGUUUGAGAUGAGUGAGUGUAAGAGAAUGGAAAGAAAUUGUCAAACUACUAAAAAUUGCUUAAACCUUUUUUGUCUAGGGGUUAAUAAAUCCUUUAGGUCACCAGGAGUGUUUCCUAUUAUAUGACUCUCUGUGUGCCCCUGCAUAUUAACAGUAGGUUUCUUAUCGAAGGAGCAUUCUGGACUGUAACAGCCCUCAUCUUCCCCACAGUCUCGAGAGACUCCUUCAUAUAUAACGGGGGGGAAAUGUAAAACGACAUUGUAAAACACUUUGUGUGUCCACGCUGUACGGAAAAACCACUUUACCCUGCAGUUGCUUAUGAUCAGGUAAACAUCGACACAACACCUGUUAGAUUGGGCUCAGUCCCCUCCUUUGCAGUCUCGAGGACGACGGCAGCUACCGAGGUGCAGCUGUCUUCUUUCAAAUCACUGAUUGCCUCCGAGAAAUGUGUUUUUUUUAAAUUAGUUUAAAAUGUGGAAAACAAAUGUUCGGCGCUGCAUUCAGAAAAUAAGAUGAUUGAUGAGAAGUGAGUGUGGAGUGCAUAUGGAAUUCAUGGAUGUUUGUAUUUAUGUGUUUGAAAAGAGCAGUAUGUGGUAGUUGAACACUAUAUUUUGAUUCUGUGCAAUUCUCCUCUAGAAAUCCCCACAUUACCCAGAGGUGUAUUUAUUUAGUUUGCCUUAGAUGGUGCUUUUGAUGUUUAGUUUCAGGUUCUACCUCUGUCUUUCUAGGUUAAGGUGGUAAGUCUCGAAUUCAUUUCAUAGAAGUUGUCAUAACAUUUAUGUUGUAUCCUUUCUCUUCUCGUAUUAAACCUGUGCCAGCACAUUAUGUAUGAUCAUUCCAUAAAUUGACUAUGGCUAGCGACCAGACGAAUAAAAAUCCUCUUUAAAAUCAU